AUGCCUCCUGCGAAAGGAUCCAAGGCUACUGGCGCAGCUAAGAACGCCCCCGCCGAGACCGCGCGCCCAGCGGCCACCCAGGCAAAGGCUGGUGGCGAUAAGACCGCUCCCCCACGCGCCCCAACCGGCACGCGCAACGCCGCGGCGCCGCCACCCAGCGGUGGGAAGGCCCCGAAGGGCGCCAAGGCGUGA
Sparassis crispa is the source of this 192-nucleotide messenger RNA. RefSeq lists its product as hypothetical. The coding region runs from base 1 to 192 and encodes 63 amino acids. The transcript has 3 exons. The record is from RefSeq and is a predicted model, not a curated record. NCBI's taxonomy places the organism in Eukaryota, Fungi, Basidiomycota, Agaricomycetes, Polyporales, Sparassidaceae.